Messenger RNA from Salvia miltiorrhiza (redroot sage), 863 nucleotides. RefSeq lists its product as uncharacterized. The coding region runs from base 319 to 768 and encodes 149 amino acids. The record is from RefSeq and is a predicted model, not a curated record. Lineage: Eukaryota; Viridiplantae; Streptophyta; Magnoliopsida; Lamiales; Lamiaceae. The transcript has 2 exons.
AGAAUAUCAAACUGCCAUUCAGGAAAAGAUCAGGUUGCAACGAUCUGAAUAAAAUUUUGUUGCAACCUACUUUUUUAUCAAAAGAAAAAAAGUUUUGACAGUUUAAUAUUUGAUGAUGAACUAGCCUUCAUUGUUUAGAGUAAUUUGUAGGAAUAAAAAAAAUUAGAUGGAAUAGUACAGAAACAUAAGUGAUAAAUGUGGCAUGGAUGGGAGGCUAUGAUUAAAGCAGAAAAUGUGUGGUGCUUAAGAAAGAAGUAGAGAGUGUGCGAGUACAAGUAAGAGGAGGAAAGGGCAAAAGGAAGGCAGUUUGAUAUAUAAAUGGCGGCAGCGGCAGCAGCAGCUCUUGCCCAUAUCCCUAACCGGGGCGGCCCGAAACCCGCAAUCCCAGUGUGCUCACAUUCACAUUCACAUAUAAUAGUAAGUGUUUGGAAAGCAAGGGCUUCUUCUUGUUCAUCGCAACUUAAAGUAAGAAUGGCAACCGAAACAGAGAAAUUGGGGAUUAAGAUCGUGAAAGAGGCUCCUGAAUCCAAACUCUCCGACCUCGGCGUUCGCUCUUGGCCCAAGUGGGGAUGCCCUCCAAGCAAGUUUCCAUGGACAUACUCUGCAAAAGAAACGUGCUAUCUGUUGAAGGGAAAGGUGAAAGUGUACCCAGAUGGAUCGGAGGAGGCAGUUGAGAUUGGUGCAGGUGAUUUGGUCGUCUUCCCCAAAGGCAUGAGCUGCACCUGGGAUGUCUCUGAAGCUGUUGACAAGCAUUACCUCUUUGAAUGACUGCUUUAUUGUUUUCUCUAUCAACUCCCACUUGGACUGGGAAUAACACACUUUAAUUUGCUUACAUCAAUCCCACCACUCUCCAUUUUGUUUUA